This is a messenger RNA of Eurypyga helias (sunbittern), 1168 nucleotides long. RefSeq names its product microtubule associated tumor suppressor 1 (gene MTUS1). The annotation marks the transcript as partial. The transcript has 8 exons. Gene Ontology annotation, molecular function: microtubule binding. The record is from RefSeq and is a predicted model, not a curated record. Gene Ontology annotation, cellular component: cytoplasm; nucleus. NCBI's taxonomy places the organism in Eukaryota, Metazoa, Chordata, Aves, Eurypygiformes, Eurypygidae.
AGGGAGGAAGCGCUGAAGCAGCGUAAACAGUUAUCUCAAGAACUGCUCAACCUUCGAGGAGAGCUAGUUACCACCUCUGCGGCCUGUGAGAAACUGGAGAGGGACAGGAAUGAACUGCAAGCUGCUUAUGAAGGGUUUUUGCAGAAGUUGAACCAGCAACAUCAGAGCGACUUGGCUGAGCAGGAGGAGCGGCUGAAGCAGUUCUACACUGCCGAAUGUGAGAAACUCCAAAGCAUCUGCAUUGAAGAAGCUGAGAAGUACAAAGCGCAGCUCCAGGAGCAGGUGGACAACUUGACUAUCACACAUGAAAACUACAAGUUGGAACUUGAAAACAGCCACUCAGAAAAAGUGGAAGAGCUGAAGAAGGAGCAUGAAUCCUCUUUUUCAGAGCUCAAGAGUGCCCAUGAGUCUGAAAGGAAGCUGCUUGAAGAUUCCUUUAAAGAGAAGCAGGGAUUGCUAGAGAAAAAAAUCAUGGAGCUGAGAUGUGAAAACGACUCUCUGAGCGAGAAGUUGAAAUUAGAAGAGCAAAAACAAAUAGCCAAAGAAAAAGCCAAUCUGAAAAACCCGCAGAUCAUGUAUCUGGAACAGGAGCUGGAAAGUUUGAAAGCGGUGCUGGAGAUCAAGAAUGAGAAACUCCAUCAUCAGGAUAUAAAGCUCAUGAAGAUGGAAAAACUGCUGGAGAACAACACGAUCUUAAUGGAUAAGCUAAAGAAGGUUCAGCAAGAAAAUGAAGAAUUAAAAGCUCGGAUGGACAAACACAUGGAGCUUUCAAGGCAACUUUCUACGGAGCAAGCCGUGUUACAGGAGUCGCUAGAGAAGGAGUCCAAAGUGAACAAGCGCCUGUCCAUGGAAAAUGAAGAACUCCUGUGGAAGUUGCACAACGGCGACCUAUGCAGCCCAAGGAAACUGUCCCCCAGUUCUCCAUCCGUGCCUCUGCAGUCCCCACGGAAUUCUGGUAACUUCUCUAGUACCUCGGUGUCACCGAAAUGACAUCUCGUGAGAGAAAGCGGGGAUUGCGUUUCGUGUGUCACCUGCCGACCCAAUCCCUGCUUGGACAGCAAGAGCUGUGUUAGCUGACCGACAGCUCGGCGGAACUGGAAGCGAGUUGGCGCAGACGUGGCGAGCGGAGACUGAGAACGUGGGAGUGAGACGUCCCGUCGCUCCUCCC